Naegleria lovaniensis is the source of this 858-nucleotide messenger RNA. RefSeq lists its product as uncharacterized. NCBI's taxonomy places the organism in Eukaryota, Heterolobosea, Eutetramitea, Acrasida, Naegleriidae. Bases 1 to 858 code for a protein of 285 amino acids. The record is from RefSeq and is a predicted model, not a curated record. The transcript has a single exon.
AUGAAACGAAAUUCUCAUGAAGAUGAAACAUCGUUCUCGGAACCAGAGAAAAAACACACCCGAACUGUGUCAUCAUCAAGUAGCACUUCAUCACUUCUCGAUGGAUUUGAAUUUUAUAUAGUCACACGAUUGAUCAAUGACACUUCCGAUGAGAGUGAUGAAAAAAAUUGGAAGAAAAUUCAAUGCACCGAACUACAAACACAAUCCACACCAUCAUUCAACAAAAUAAUUUGUCACAUGGAUGAUUUAGAUAAACCAAAUAUAAAUAGUAUUCGAGUUGGAUUUAUUGUUAAAAAUCGUUGUGGGGUGGAUUUGGGAUUGAAAUUUUCGCUGGAUGGUAAACAUUAUUCGUUCAUGACAGUGACAGUGAUGAAAAACGAAGAAAGGAUCAUCAAGAGAUUAAUUGAUAAACAAUCGAAAGAAUCGACAUGUAUCCUUGUGAAAAAGAAUGAUAUUGCUGAAGAUGAAGAUGAUAUUGUCACUAAAGAGGUACUCGAUCGUUUAGGAACAAUCUCUGUCUCAAUAUUUAGAGUCGAAGUGAGAAAAACGACCUAUGAAACAACUACCACAGCUAACUCAAUAACAAACACUCAAGUUAAAAUUAAGGAGUCCAUGACCAAAACUAAAGACCUAUCGAUAGGUUUGGGAAAGGGUCAAUCAAAACCAUUCGAGAAAACUCAAUUUGUGUAUCAUGAAACUCUCAAAACUAUAGAAUUUGUGUACCAUACAAAAUUGGGCUAUCUAUUCGAAUUGAGCAAGGCUGGAGCGUCUAUCCAACAGAACGAGCCAACUAAAGAGCAAAGCAAUCAUCACACCUCUCAUGAAAGCAAUUUGCCAAAAGUCAAAUCGGAAAAGUAG